AUGUGCCUUAAAUGGAUAUCAAAAUCAAAGUCUAAGGGGGCCCUUCGCAAGGUAAAUCUGAGUGCUAAUUGGAGUCCUCCUCCAGCAACAACAUACAAGUGGAACACCGAUGCCUCGCUUGAUCCAAUUAACCACCAAAGUGCAAUAGGUGGGGUUUUGCGCAAUGAUCAAGGGAAUUUUCUAUGUGUAUUCUCCUCUCCAAUCCCACCAAUGGAGAUUAAUUCAGCCGAAGUCUAUGCAAUUUUCCGAGCGGUGAAGAUUUCCUUAUCGAAUCCACGAAUUAGCUCUUGCUCAAUCAUCCUUGAAUCAGAUUCUUUCAAUGCCGUAAAAUGGUGCAACUCAAAUCAGGGAGGACCUUGGAACCUUGACUUCAUGCUGAACUUCAUCCGUAACUCCAUACAUUCCAAACUGAAAGCAAAAAUAAUUCACAAGCACCGAGAAUCAAAUGCCGUAGCUGAUGUUUUAGCAAAACAAGGACUCCGUAGGGAGAAUGAAUUCCUUGCUUGGAUGUAA
Molecule: messenger RNA, 513 nt
Organism: Beta vulgaris subsp. vulgaris (sugar beet)
Lineage: Eukaryota; Viridiplantae; Streptophyta; Magnoliopsida; Caryophyllales; Amaranthaceae
Exons: 1
Coding region: 1-513 (170 amino acids)
Molecular function (GO): RNA-DNA hybrid ribonuclease activity; nucleic acid binding
Source: RefSeq, a predicted model, not a curated record